AUGGCUCCCACGGCUCUUGAACGCGAGGAUUUGGCGCGCGAUGCUGCCUUCAAGGAGGCUCUCCACGGAAAGACUGCUAAGGCCCGUGGUGGUCUGACUGCCUUGCGUGGCAAGGACGCUGCUGCCCAGAAGGCUGCCGUCGACGAGUACUUCAAGCACUGGGACAACAAGGGCCAUGUCGAGGAGACAGACGCUGACCGUGAGGCUCGCCGUAAGGAAUAUGCUACCCUGACCCGACACUACUACAACUUGGCCACCGACUUCUACGAGUACGGCUGGGGUUCCUCCUUCCACUUCUGUCGCUUCGCCUACGGCGAGCCCUUCAACCAGGCCAUUGCCCGCCACGAGCACUACCUCGCCAUGCAGACCGGUAUCACCGAAGGCAUGAAGGUAUUGGACGUCGGCUGCGGUGUUGGCGGACCUGCCCGUGAGAUCGUCAAGUUCACCGGUGCCCACGUCACCGGUCUCAACAACAACGACUACCAGAUUGAUCGCGCCACCCACUACGCCGAGAAGCAGGGUCUCUCCGACAAGAUGGCCUUUGUCAAGGGCGACUUCAUGCAGAUGAAGUUCCCCGACAACACCUUCGAUGCCGUCUACGCUAUUGAGGCCACCGUCCACGCCCCCGAGCUGGUCGGUGUCUACUCUGAGAUCUUCCGUGUCCUCAAGCCCGGUGGCACCUUCGGUGUCUACGAGUGGUUGAUGACCGACGACUACGACAACGACAACCCCGAGCACCGCCGUAUCCGUCUCGGUAUCGAGCAGGGUGACGGUAUCUCCAACAUGGUCCGCAUCUCCGAGGGUGUCCAGGCCAUGAAAGACGCUGGCUUCGAGCUGAAGCACCACGAGGAUCUCGCUGCCCGCCCCGACGCUACCCCCUGGUACUACCCGCUGGCCGGUUCCUUCAAGCACAUGGGUUCCAUGUGGGACUUUUUCACCAUUGCCCGCAUGACCUGGUGGGGCCGUGGUCUCGCCCACCGUUUCAAGACCGCUGACUCGCUCGCUCUGGCUGGUGACUGCCUGGUCGAGGGUGCGCAGAAGAACCUGUUCACCCCCAUGUACCUGAUGGUCGGCAAGAAGCCCGAGUAA
Penicillium maclennaniae is the source of this 1089-nucleotide messenger RNA. It is a transcript of the gene erg6, whose product is annotated as sterol 24-C-methyltransferase. Gene Ontology annotation, cellular component: endoplasmic reticulum. The record is from RefSeq and is a predicted model, not a curated record. NCBI's taxonomy places the organism in Eukaryota, Fungi, Ascomycota, Eurotiomycetes, Eurotiales, Aspergillaceae. The transcript has 4 exons. Bases 1 to 1089 code for a protein of 362 amino acids. Gene Ontology annotation, biological process: ergosterol biosynthetic process. Gene Ontology annotation, molecular function: sterol 24-C-methyltransferase activity.